AUGGCAUCUAAACGCUUGAUUACGCCUUUCUUAUCCUCAAGGAGCAUCAUAUUCGCUCCGCGAGCAACAUCUCGCGUUGCUGUUCGCACCGUCUGCUCACUCUCUCCAAAUCAAAACCAGCCAUGGAGGGUCGCAUGCAAAGCAGAUCUUGUCGCUAGAGCUCUACAUGUCCACCAAUUCUCUUCUGCUAGUGUACGAUGCGAUUCUAGCUCCAACGAGCCGAAAUCCAGCCCUCCCUUCAAGCAGUGGACAUUCGACGAUAUAAGCAACACUCUCACGACACCUACUGCUAUUCCAACUAUCCUUAUCGAUGUCCGCGAACCCAAAGAACUUGUCUCCACCGGCAUUAUCCCCACCUCCCUAUCCAUACCUCUCAGCUUGCAGCCUGAUGCUUUCUUCCUUACACCCGACGAAUUUCUCACUCGCUUCGGCUUCGCAAAGCCAAUGACCGCCUCCAAUAACUCAGAGAAGUCGGUCAAUGCAAAUAUAGUAUUCUACUGUAGAGCUGGAGUUCGGGCACAAACCGCGGCCGACUUUGCGGUUCAGGCGGGCUACCAGAGGGAAAGGGUUGGUGUGUAUAGCGGGUCGUGGUUGGACUGGGAGAAAAAGGGUGGUAAGGUAGAGAAAUGGGAUAAGAAAAACUAG
Ophidiomyces ophidiicola is the source of this 645-nucleotide messenger RNA. RefSeq names its product Thiosulfate sulfurtransferase rdl2, mitochondrial (gene RDL2). The record is from RefSeq and is a predicted model, not a curated record. The coding region runs from base 1 to 645 and encodes 214 amino acids. Gene Ontology annotation, cellular component: mitochondrion. The transcript has 2 exons. Lineage: Eukaryota; Fungi; Ascomycota; Eurotiomycetes; Onygenales; Onygenaceae. Gene Ontology annotation, molecular function: thiosulfate-cyanide sulfurtransferase activity.